Saimiri boliviensis boliviensis (Bolivian squirrel monkey) is the source of this 5719-nucleotide messenger RNA. It is a transcript of the gene DPYSL3, whose product is annotated as dihydropyrimidinase like 3. NCBI's taxonomy places the organism in Eukaryota, Metazoa, Chordata, Mammalia, Primates, Cebidae. Gene Ontology annotation, molecular function: hydrolase activity, acting on carbon-nitrogen (but not peptide) bonds, in cyclic amides. The record is from RefSeq and is a predicted model, not a curated record. Gene Ontology annotation, cellular component: cytoplasm; cytosol. Gene Ontology annotation, biological process: actin crosslink formation.
GAAGCGAGGCUGCUGCGCGCGCGGGCAGCGUGCGCCUGUGUGCGCGUGUGCGCGCGCGCCAAGUUUGGUUUGUGUUUGUGAUGGGCACCGACGCUGCGUCAGCCCGGGAGGCCACGUUAGGGUUGGGGGUGCGUGAGGAGGUGCGGCCGGCCGAGAGGUCCCGCGAGCGAGCCGAGCGCGCCGCUGCUCCGCGCCCCUGCGCCGCGCGCUAGCUGGCUGUGUGGCUCGCUGGCUCGCUGGGGACAGGCAGGAAUCGGAGCAGCACUGCCGCCUCUGGCGCGAAGGCUCAGGCGCCUCCUCCCGCCCCACUCACUGUGGCUCGGCGCACGCUGCCGGCGGCUGCCCUUUCCGCCUCUGGGGAAGAAAAACCCGCGGGCCGUUUUCGCGCUUGAACCAUGGCCUCGGGCCGGAGGGGCUGGGACAGCUCCCACGAAGACGAUCUGCCCGUGUACCUGGCCAGGCCGGGCACCACGGACCAGGUCCCCCGGCAGAAAUACGGCGGCAUGUUCUGCAACGUGGAGGGCGCCUUCGAGAGCAAGACGCUGGAUUUCGAUGCCCUGAGCGUGGGGCAGCGGGGCGCCAAGACUCCGCGGAGCGGCCAGGGCAGCGACCGAGGCUCGGGGAGCCGGCCUGGGAUCGAGGGGGACACUCCGCGGAGGAGCCAAGGCCGGGAAGAGAGCAGGGAGCCCGCGCCCGCGUCCCCCGCGCCCGCCGGGGUGGAGAUCCGGAGCGCCACCGGCAAAGAGGUGUUGCAGAACCUCGGCCCCAAGGACAAGAGUGACCGUCUCCUUAUCAAGGGAGGCCGAAUUGUCAACGAUGAUCAGUCCUUUUAUGCUGAUAUUUACAUGGAAGAUGGCUUAAUAAAACAAAUUGGAGACAAUCUGAUUGUUCCUGGAGGAGUGAAAACCAUCGAAGCCAAUGGGAAGAUGGUGAUCCCUGGAGGCAUCGAUGUCCAUACUCACUUCCAGAUGCCAUAUAAGGGAAUGACCACAGUAGAUGACUUCUUCCAAGGGACAAAGGCGGCCUUAGCAGGUGGCACCACCAUGAUCAUUGACCAUGUGGUGCCUGAGCCUGAGUCCAGCCUGACUGAGGCCUAUGAGAAGUGGAGAGAGUGGGCUGACGGGAAGAGCUGUUGUGACUAUGCCCUGCAUGUGGACAUCACCCACUGGAAUGACAGCGUCAAGCAGGAAGUGCACAACCUCAUCAAAGACAAAGGGGUUAACUCCUUCAUGGUUUAUAUGGCUUAUAAGGAUUUGUAUCAAGUAUCUAACACAGAGCUCUAUGAGAUCUUCACCUGCCUGGGAGAGCUGGGGGCCAUUGCUCAAGUUCAUGCUGAAAAUGGAGAUAUCAUUGCCCAGGAGCAAACCCGCAUGUUGGAAAUGGGGAUAACUGGUCCAGAAGGCCAUGUACUGAGCAGGCCAGAGGAGCUGGAAGCUGAGGCUGUGUUCCGUGCCAUCACCAUUGCCAGCCAAACCAAUUGCCCUCUCUACGUCACAAAGGUCAUGAGCAAGAGUGCAGCUGACCUCAUCUCACAAGCCAGGAAAAAAGGAAAUGUGGUCUUUGGUGAGCCCAUCACCGCCAGCCUCGGCAUAGACGGAACCCAUUAUUGGAGCAAGAACUGGGCCAAGGCGGCUGCAUUUGUGACAUCCCCACCCCUGAGCCCUGACCCAACUACUCCUGACUACAUCAACUCCUUGCUGGCCAGUGGGGAUCUGCAACUAUCUGGGAGUGCCCACUGCACCUUCAGCACUGCCCAGAAAGCAAUUGGGAAGGACAACUUCACAGCCAUUCCCGAGGGCACCAAUGGUGUGGAGGAGCGGAUGUCUGUCAUCUGGGACAAGGCUGUGGCCACAGGGAAAAUGGAUGAAAACCAGUUUGUGGCUGUGACAAGCACCAACGCUGCCAAGAUCUUCAACCUGUAUCCCCGCAAGGGAAGAAUAUCUGUGGGUUCUGACAGCGACCUGGUCAUCUGGGACCCAGAUGCUGUGAAGAUCGUCUCUGCCAAGAACCACCAGUCUGCUGCAGAGUACAACAUCUUUGAAGGGAUGGAGCUGCGUGGGGCUCCUCUGGUGGUCAUCUGCCAGGGCAAGAUCAUGCUGGAAGAUGGCAACCUGCAUGUGACACAGGGGGCCGGCCGCUUCAUCCCCUGCAGCCCGUUCUCUGACUAUGUCUACAAGCGCAUCAAAGCCCGGAGGAAGAUGGCAGACCUGCAUGCGGUCCCGAGGGGCAUGUAUGAUGGGCCUGUGUUUGACCUGACCACCACCCCCAAGGGGGGCACUCCUGCGGGCUCUGCUCGAGGCUCUCCUACUCGGCCGAACCCACCUGUGAGGAAUCUUCAUCAGUCGGGAUUUAGCCUGUCAGGCACCCAAGUGGAUGAGGGGGUUCGCUCAGCCAGCAAGCGCAUCGUGGCGCCCCCAGGCGGCCGUUCUAAUAUUACAUCUCUGAGUUAAGCAAGCCUUUCCUUGAAGAGGGGGGCAGAAGAAAGAAGAGAUUUUCUGAAGCCAAAAUGGUACACCGAUAUUUAAGAAGGAAAGCGAAUCCAAACGGUUGCGAUCUAAAGAAUCAAUAAGCCUCAAGCCUUAUGUUUCUCCAAUGUUACGCUCGCUUGCCUAGCUUUACAAAGAUUGCUUUGUUUUCUGUUUAUGCAUAGCCUUGAUUUGUUUGGCCCCCCCUUCCCCCCAUUUACAUGCAUGCAAUCAGACAGGCCGCUAAGGUAAAAGAGUCUGCUCUAUCAUAGUGUUGAGAGCGUGUGUAGUGUGCUGCAUCUUAUGACAAGGGGACGGACAAGCUGGGACGUCAGGGAAAUGAACAAAAGGGACGCAGGUUAUUUGGGGUGAGUGGGUGGUGGGAGCCCGGAGUAAGCUGGAGGGUGCAGAGAGGCUGGGGUAGGGCAUGUAGGAGGGAGGUGGGUGGGCAGGUGAGCGGAAGGGGUGUUGUAUAUUGUGUCGAUGACGUAUGUUAUUUCCAUGGAAGAUAGCCUCUUGUGGCCGCUAUCACAUCACCAUAGCCCCCUGGGGUUUGCGGAGAAGGCAGGCAGUCUCUGGGUUCUGUUCUUUGUCACAUCCCCUACAAGUAAAUUUUGUUUCUUUGAACAUUUAUUAAAACGCCAAAACCCAAUUUCUUCCACCUGCUUGAUUGUGCCAGUGUUUGCUCGGGCCUCUAUCUCAGUGUUGCUUUCAAAUCCUUCUCUUUCCUGGGUUGGGAAGGCCAGGCAGGGACAGAACAAAUGACACUUCUCUUCCCCUUGCCCUCCCUGCCUCUUUGGUGCUCUUAAAAGCCAGCAGCUGAGAACACAGCACAGGCCCCGAGGGUGAGGGUGCCCACAUCUUAAAGACGCCUGCUAAACAUGGCGAGCUCACCUCUCACUCUUCUGUCUUUGCAAACCGAAAAGAGUGUGAUGCUUCUGGCAUCCCAAGUUAGGAUUUUAGCUCAGAGGAGGCAGAACGAAGGACCUCUCUUAACAGGCAGUUUGUGUUUGAUUCUCUUGAUCUCGUGAGAUCCUGUCACAUCCAUGAUAAACAGGAUUUUUUUUUUGAAAGUUUUUAUUAGGUUUUCCCUCACUUUUACUAGUAAUAGGUAAUUUCAGUUAUGUGGGAGUCAAGCAGGGAUUUGGGAAAGCCAAAGCCAGUCUUGAGAAGAGGGAGCACAUUUCGUGGCCCUGAUUCGAUCUUUCCAUUCUAAACCAUCUGUUUCCCCUUCCAUUAGCAGAAACUCUGGGGGAACUUUGUGUCUCAGUCUUAAAAUCUCCACAAGUGAGUGGAAGUGACAUGAGGCAGCCUUCGCCUUGGGGCACCUAAAAGAAAUUAGUGUGGAGUGCUUGCAUCUCCCUUGUCUGUCGGAGUUGAAUAUCCUUUUCCCAAUCAUGCUGCUUCUGAAAAUUCAGUUUUGGAGCAAGUCCUGUGGGCAAGUUAAGAAUCUAUAAAACCAAGAUACUUAUUUUCAGGAGAAACAUAUUCAACCUGGGAUCAGACUUUCAUGCUCUGGGGAAUCCAGGUGGUAGCACCUGUAACCCUGUGUGCUAAGUACUUUGAAGAGAAGAGCAGGCCUCAGACACCUUUUAAGUGCUUAGGAGACACCAAUAUCUCUGACUGCAGGUUUGAACAAGUUGAAGACCAGAGAAAAGUAUGCACUGGGCUGCAAAGGAAUUUGGAGAUAGCUAAGGAAGAGGAUUGCCCCUAACAAGCUACCUUCUCUGUUCAAAUCAUGAAAAAAGACUAUUUCCCCUUAGAAUAGGGAAUCUUGCUAUUUUAAAGCUCUCAUGGUGCUUUCCUUUUAAGGGAAAUAUAGUAAAAGGGAACAUGUAGCUCUUAAUUUACAAUUCAAAUAUUUGAGGGUCUAUCAGCAAACUCAGAAUAACAGUUUCGUGUGCAGAGAGAGUUUGCCAGAUCGGAAGCAUGUACCUCACUGGCUGGGCUGUACUUUGGGAUAGGUUGCAGUUACCAGCCACAACCACCAGAGAGAGGAAAAGACACACAGAGAAACCCGCUUCUGAGCUUCCACUUCCGCACCAUCUGCUCUGCUGUUACUCAGCCCCUGAGUCCGACUCACCCCUGCACAACCUCUCUGGGCCACGAAGAUAAGUCUUUCAUGGCCAAAUUGGUCAGCCGCCCUGCCCUUGGGACUUCCAAAGUGAACUAUUCCACCAGAACCUUUGAUUCUGCACAAGCUUUCCUUGCUGUGGAAACAACCCCGGAAUGCCCUCAAGAGGGAAAACAGGAGGUAGGGAAGCCUCUCUUUCUUCACGUACCAUUACUAACUCUCCAAGCAUAGGCAUCCCCGGGAAUUGUGAGUAUAACUCCCACUAUUUUCAUGAGUACCGAGAUAUGCUAUUUGAGUUAAAAUUUAUAUUCAGAUUUGUUCCGUUUCAUAAGACACAUCAAAUAGCCCUAUACAAAAGGUUCAGGAAAAGAAAAUGACGGUGAGUCCUGGCCCUCUCUGAAUUCACUGGCACAUCAUGCAAGUGUAGGAAGGCACGCUGGAUCUUCUAUCUCAUUCCCAAACCAUCCUUUGCCAUCUCAUCCCUUGGCCUGCCCGCCCCCAGCCCCAAGGAUGCCCCCGCCGUCCCUCCAACCUUUUCACAUUGCCUCUGAACCAAGAUGGCAAUCCGUCCUGGUUCCCUCUGAGGGCCACGGGCUUGGGUAGUAAGGAGGGUGUUUGUGAAAUUGUUAAAUCAGUUACCCCUAGUAGAGAUAUUUCUUUUACUUCUAAGUUUUCUAGAGAUAGGAUUAUAGUCAUCCUGAAAAUGGGUUUCCUUCAAAGUCCCUCAGCCUUGUUCUUCAUGACUAUACCCAGAGUGUCACGCUUCCACAAAGGGCUGUCGCCUGAUCCUGGAUUUUCAGUCAUCGCUGAGAAGCCCUUUCCAACAGGGUGGGCAGUUUUCAUCUUCAUUGCCACAAGCUUCUCAGGCUUUUUCCUCUGGAAAACUCCAGCUUGAGUCCCAGAUACACUCAUGGGCUGCCCUGGGCAGCCAGCAUUAUUGUAAGUUCCCUCUUUGAAAACUGGUGUGUGGGUGUUCAGUUCUGUGUCUGGUGGAUAUGGACAGACAGUAAAUCUCCCGUGAUCUGUGCUAGCUGUGAGGCAGCUCUGGAACGUGAAGAGCUGUUUGGUUUGAACCGUGAAGAAAACUGUGUUUUGAGUUUAGCUGAGAUUAAAGAAAAAAAAAAUCAUCAAGUGACUGUUAAUGUAAACCUGGUUAUUAAAAUAACUAUGAAAUUACCAA